CGAUCGCGUAAAGUGAAGGGAAAAUCAAAGAACUGAGUUUAUAAAUGUUGGUUUAACUUUAAGUAAGAAUCUAGUAAAACGACUUGGACGAGUGCAUACGGACUGUGGAUUUUUUCAGUGUACUCUUUUUCUGUUUUUUUACGCAAAAAUGAAGACGAAACUUAUAAUAGUCUGUGGUCUUAUGGCACUCGUCGCCCUCUCCACUGCCAAACCGGCCCAAGACGAGUAUGAAUACGAGGAUGAGCCAGCACCACCCCCAAAAAAAGCCCCCGCAAGAUCUUUGGCGGGCCGAAGGAACCCUUUGGCGGGCAAAAAUAAUAAAGCCACCACCACUACAACCACGACCACCGCAGCACCCGAAGAAGAAGCCGAAGGAGAACCUGCCGAAGGAGAUUACGUUGACGAGCAAGUACCAGAAACCAGUUCAACCACGGAAACAUCCAAGAAGUUCAUUAAGAGUGGCAUUGUGAGGCCGUUUAGGAGCAACGAUGACUUGUUGGCAACCCUCAAGAGGAGGAGGGAACAAGUUGUUACUAACAAACAGAAUAAACCGGUAGCCUCCUCUAACGAGCCAAAAGACGACUCAGAAGUGGAACAACCGAAAAAAGAGUCAAAACCAGCAUCAACAGGUCGUAGAAAUAGAUUUAGUAAGCCAGCGAAGGCGGCCAGUAACGAGGUGCCCAUAGAAGAACCAUCUAGUACCGCGAGGUCGGGUAGGGCGCGGUUCAGCGCUAGAAGUUAGAUGGACUAAGAUAUUUUAGUUAUAAGUUCAUUUUGUGAUCGCACGUGGAGCUGAAUGUCUUUGUUUCGAAAGUGGGGAACUGAUUUUUUUUUUAUUUUUGAAAAUUGAAUCGUGUUAAUAAAUAAUUCAUUCUGGUAAUGCAAGUUAUGUAAAUAUGUCAGUACAUAAGAUUUUUUUUCUUUUAAUAUUGCAAAGACGUGUUGUAAAUAUAAAUUAUUAUGCUUUUAUGUUGAAGAAUAAUAAGAGCAUUUAAAUAUAUGUGUUUCCUUCG
Anthonomus grandis grandis is the source of this 1013-nucleotide messenger RNA. RefSeq names its product transcriptional regulator ATRX homolog. The record is from RefSeq and is a predicted model, not a curated record. Bases 149 to 742 code for a protein of 197 amino acids. NCBI's taxonomy places the organism in Eukaryota, Metazoa, Arthropoda, Insecta, Coleoptera, Curculionidae. The transcript is spliced from 4 exons.